AGAAAAAAAAAAAGUCAUCCGGGGUGGACUUGAAGGCAGGAGAAGCUGUCAGAACGAAGGGCAGAGGUGUGAGGAGUCACUGCGAGGGAAGGAGAAGGAGGGAAAUGUUGAGGGAGACGUAGCGCGAGGCGCUGAGAGGAGGUGAAGAAGAGACCUGGGAGUUGGGGAGAGGUGGGGGGCCCCCCACGCCGGAUAAAUUACGGAUACGAGGUGGGAGAGGUGUGAGCCGGAAGCAUGGGCUGCGUCCACAGCACUGGAAGGAUAAAGAGGGCGCACGGCGCCGACUCUGGACGCGUCCCCGCGAAGGCAGACCCCGGGCUGCAUCUUGAAAUCCUGCAACUUGCCGAGCUCGCCAAAGCGGGGAGUCACACCUUCACAGUGAAGAGCUUCAAGAGGAGACAAACGUGCGAUGUGUGUAAGCAGAGCAUUGACAGCCCCGCGGCUUUCUGCAAGGAGUGCAAGGUUGCAGUUCACAAGACAUGCGAAGCCAAGGUGACUCCAACCUGCGCUUCAUCGUCAGAUCUGCACGGAUCCACAAAAUCAGCAUCUCAGAAGAAGAGAGGCUCCAUACCAAGGAGUAAAAGCAUGGAAGGAGUGAUGGAGCAUGUGAUGGAGCGACACUACGACUUUGACCUCACCUACAUCACAGAGAGGAUCAUCUCGGUCUUCUUCCUGCCUGACCUGGAGGAGCAGCGCUACCGCAGAAACCUGCAGGAGGUGGCCUCCAUGCUGAAGUCCAAGCACCAAGACAAGUUUCUGCUGCUGAAUUUAUCAGAGAAGAGACAUGACAUCACCAGACUGAACCCAAAGGUGGAGGACUACGGCUGGCCGGACUUUCACGCCCCACCCCUGGACAGGAUUUGCGCAGUCUGCAAGGCCAUGGAGACCUGGCUCACGUCCGACCCCAACAAUGUAGUAGUCCUCCACUGCAAAGGACACAAAGGAAAGACGGGGGUCAUUGUGGCGGCAUACAUGCACUACAGCAAGAUAUCAGCUGGAGCAGACCAGGCUCUCACCACACUGGCCAUGAGGAAGUUCUGCGAAGACAAAAUCUCCUCUUCCCUGCAGCCCUCUCAGAACAGGUACAUCUACUACUUUGGAGGUUUGUUGUCCAGCACCAUCAAAAUGAACAGCAGCCCUCUGUUCCUUCACCAGAUCCUCAUUCCCUCGCUACCAAACUUUCAGGCAGGGGGAGGUUUUUACCCUUUCCUGAAAAUCUACCAGUCUUUACAACUGGUCUACACCUCAGGCGUAUAUGAUCCCCAGAGCUCCAGGGCGAGAAAGCUGUGCGUAACCAUGGAGCCAGCGCUACUACUAAAGGGGGACAUCAUGGUGAAGUGCUACCACCGGAGGAGCCGUGCAGCAGAGAGGGAGGUGGUCUUCAGGGUCCAGUUCCACACCUGCACCGUUCACGGAGCCCAGCUGUGGUUUGGCAAGACCGAGCUGGACCUGGCCUGCACCGAUGACAGGUUCCCUCCGGAUGCUGCGGUCGAGUUUAUCUUCUCCAGUGGACCAGAAAAAAUGAAAGGUCGAGAGUCCCGCAAGAACGACGCAUCCAUCAGAGUGGACUACAACACCGCGGACCACGUGGUCAGAUGGGAUUCCUACGAGAACUUCAACCUGCGCCAUCAGGACAGCGUAGAGAAUAUCUCCCAUACGAGGGGGCCUCUGGACGGCAGCUUGUACGCCCAGGUGAAAAAGCGACGUGGGCCAGGUGCGACCGCCCCGUCGCCCAACGGAUGCCUCACCAGCAGCCCGACGGUGAAGCCCCAAACUCCCAUCAAGCCCCAGCCUCAUUCCCACGCCUCUGACUCCAGCUGCUCCUCCGUCCCUUCGGAUAACACGUCUCCUCCCAGGAAAUGCUCCGAGGGUGAAGCCCCUAACUGCCCGUUGAGAAGAGGAGAUGGGGAGGACAGGGCAAAGGAGAGGACGAGAGGAAAGGAAAAGGACAGGGAAACUGCAAUUUUAGAUGACGGGGACCCAUCGAGUCCCGGCGGCUUGAGGCGAGAGCACUCGUGUUGCGGUCGAACGGGCCCGAAAUGUGGCGAUGUCGGGUGGGAGAGGGACAGAGAGCCCUGUCUUCCCAACGGUCACUGCCUUGGACGUUGCAGCAGCGUUAAAAACCACCCGAAGAGCCAAACUCUGCCGGUUUUACCAUCCAAAUCCAUGUCCCCUCCUCCUCAUUCGGCUCACAUGGAACUCUGCCAUCGCCACAGCGGCCACCCGUUGCCAGAGUUACCCUGGGAGCGAUCACCCCCUCCUCCACCGCUGCCCUGUCUCCACAGGCCGUGCUACCCCUAUCCCACCCCUGAACACGCGCACCAGCGCAGCCGCACCCUGCCAGCCGCGAACAGACUCUGCUCUGGGGAGGAGUACCACCUCUUCCAUUACCCGGGAUCUCACCUCUCCCAUCAGUCACAGCCCUCGAGCCCUUACAGGGAGAUGCUGUUCGGCCCCCCUGCACCUUCGUCCGGUUGCCCCUGCCAGGAUUGUACCAGCAGGCGAGAUCACCAGGCGGCCUCCGUCAGAACAUUCCACCCUCUGCACCCAGACCAGCCAGAAAACCACCACUGGUCCCAAGGAGUGGGGCUACAGCGAACGAGAGAGGCGCCUCCGCAGUGGGAAACCGAAAACCCGUGGGAGAUCGCGAGCGAGGCCGAGUUCUGGCAGUGCAAGUCAGCUCUGCCCCCGUUUCACCUCUGCCACCCCUCUGUGGACCAGGUCCCGGAGCAGCCCCGGUUUGCCCUCGCACCUCACCAGAGCUACCCGGUCCCCCAGUCCCUGAUCGACGUGCGGGACGGAGCCAGCAGCGGGUACCACACCCCCCCACAGCCCCGCAACUCCUGCCCCUGCUCCCCUUAUCAGUCGUCCCCAGCUGAGAGCCACGGGAGUCGCGGUUACGCCUCCGGGUAUCACUCUGGAUCAGCCUCGCCUCUGCCAGCCAGCAGCCCGUCUCCUGGGAGGGGGAAGCUGCCCGAGACCCCCUCAGGAUCCAGGGUCCACCCCCACACUGAGCAGCACAAAGAGGAAAAGCCCAAGGCGAACGCAGAGGACGACAUAUCCCAAGGUUCAGAGAGUAAAUCGGACUCCAACGGUCAGUCGAGCACCCCUGGACUGGACUCUGAUCAUGACUACACACUCAUUGGCAGCAGCAGCCCAACGCACACAGAGGACAGUGUAAAUGCCGACAGCCCUCCCCAAAGCCAAAAAACUACAACUCACCAGGAGUCCAACAUAAAUAACAACAAAACUACCGCGCCAGUGCCAACAGAGACGCGCGGUUCAGUCGUGUCUGUGAAUCCCACACAACCUGAGUCUUUUCAGGGUCCUGAUGCCGAGCUCGUUGCAUCAAAGGUCACGGGAGGCGCACAUGCAUCUAGCAAAUCUCAUUCUUCAAGCUACGCUACUGUUAUCAUCCCCCAAGUCCAAGUGCAACUGAAUGGGUCUGCCCUUCCUGCAGAUACACAGUCCGACUCCAGCAGAGGGGUGUCCCUGAAUCUUUCCACCAGUCUAAGUUCUAGCCCUUCCAGCACUUCCCCGAACUCUCCCGUCGGCUCCCCAGAGCUCCAGUCUUCUCCUCAGCGCUCCGCAUCUGCUUCAGACUCGGCAGGACAAAGACUGACCCCGGACAGAGACAGCUCAGCCGACGCCAAGCCUCCAUCUCCUGUGCCCGACGGAUAUCAGACGCCGACCUUUCCCUUAGCGUCCUAUUACUACUCAUUACUCAACGUGCCUCACGUCCCUUACACCGGGUACACAGCCGUGACUAUUCCCGCCAUCCAGCCGCCGCUCCCGGAGAAGAAACGCUUCUCCUCCUCGUCGUCGGGAUCCCUGAACGGACACAGCUCCGUCCUCCGUGUCUCGUCGGCUCCUUCGCCCACGCACCACGUCACUUUCUCCCCCGCCGUGGGAGAGCAGAGGAGGGGGUCUGCUCAACAGGAGGCGGACAUUCGGGUAAAUGCCAAGUUCGUCCAGGACAGCUCGAAGUACUGGUACAAACCGGGCAUCUCCAGAGACCAAGCUAUAGCCGUGCUGAAGGACAAGGAGACAGGAACUUUCCUUAUUAGAGACAGCAACUCCUUCCAGGGUGCCUAUGGCCUGGCCCUCAAGGUGGCCACCCCUCCUCCUAACGCCAACACCUCCGGGGGCAAAGGGGACCCUCUGGAACAGCUGGUGAGACACUUCCUCAUCGAGACCGGGCCACGGGGAGUGAAGAUCAAGGGCUGUCAGAAUGAAUCCUACUUCGGAAGUCUAUCGGCUCUGGUGUACCAGCAUUCGAUUACUCCCAUCUCGCUGCCAUGUGCCCUUCGGAUCCCAGAAAAAGAUCUGGUCGGCGAGCUUCAGGAGAUGCAGAGCGCAACAAACACCAGCACAGCGGCUGACCUCCUCAAACAAGGAGCAGCUUGCAACGUCCUCUACCUGAAUUCUGUGGAGACCGAGUCGUUAACGGGGCCGGAGGCGGUUUCCAAGGCAACCAAGUGCACUUUGGCUCUGAGCCCACGUCCCGUGGCUACAGUGGUCCACUUCAAAGUGUCUUCUCAGGGCAUCACGCUCACCGACAGCAAAAGACGGAUAUUUUUUAGGAGACACUACCCAAUCAACAGUGUCACUUUCAGCAGUCUUGACCCCCAAGAUCAGAGGUGGACUAAUUCUGAUAGCACGCCAAGCAAGAUGUUCGGCUUCGUGGCGAGACGAACAGGCACUGCAACCGAGAAUGUGUGUCACCUGUUCGCGGAGGUGGAUCCCGAGCAGCCAGCUGUGGCAAUUGUCAACUUUAUCAACAAAGUCAUGCUGGGGCCCCAGCAACGCAGAUGAAGAAACAGUGGAGCCUUAAAAAACUCUGGGUUGUUAAGGAGCUGUGGGGGUAGAUAUUCAUACGACGCAUUACACAUUUUAUAAUAAAGGCUGCACAGUGGUGCUGGGCUGCAUGGAAAAAAAAUUGUCCAGGCCAAAGAGUGACCUAAUUUUGGUGGCCUUGGCAAGAAUGCGACUGAUGUGAGAGUUUCAUCUGUUUUGUUCUCUUUGCUGUUGAUGAGGUCAGCCAUUUUUUUCACACAAUGUAUAUAUAUAUAUAUAUAUAUAUAUAUAUAUAUAUAUAUAUAUAUAUAUAUAUAUAUAUAAAUCACAAAGUGCAUGAGCAAAGAUCUCUUUACCACGCUGUCAUUUUCAUUUUCAUUCUUCAAAGCCAAAGGAAGGAAGGAAGGAGCAGGAAUGCCUUAACAGGAAUGCGCUAGAAAGUAAACGUCAUGUUUUAAGGAGGCAUUUAAGGUGGCGUAUAUCACCAUUACGUUCCUUAUGCAAUGUAAGAAAAAGGGCAAAGCAAGUGAGUUAAUGAAAGUAUUUUGAUUAUUAUAAGGUGAAAGGUUUUUUUUGGUUACAUUUGAAGGCACCGGUUAUAUACAGUACAGAGUGUUAAAAAUACUCAUACAAAUGUAUUUUGUUCAAGUCAUAGUGUAGGAAGAUGACUGUGUGUACCAUUUAAAAAAACAGAUUCAUUCACAAAACAAUUGUAUGGGAAAACCUAUAAGAAACAUAAUUUCAGUGACAACUUUUUAACAGCUACUGAAGAUUGAAAAAAAAAGCCUUAGUUUCAUAAGAUGUAAGGGGAAAUCUACGAUGUCAGUCUGCAGUGUUUUGGCGGUGAUAUUACAAAAAGGGCAUGCAUAGAAAAGUCUAUCCAUAUCGCAUUGUUCCUGUUUUAGAUUUCAACCAGUGUUCAUGGAAACGCGAGUGAAAUGUUUCGGAGAGAAGGUUCACUUUAAGCCAAAGACUUGUUGUGUAAAGAUAUUUUGAAGUUGUUGUUUUUUUUUUUUAUUAUUAUUAUUGUUUUAUAUAUCUAUAUCUUUCUGUUUAGCAUUAUUGGUGUGUUUUAUAUAAACUGUCAGUAUUUAGACAACUUAAGCACAAUUAUUAUUUUUCAUAUAGGAUUUUUAUGUGAAAGAAGUAAUAUAUUUUAGGCCUCUGAGGUGGAAUUAUGUCAUAUUUGACAAAAGAAUUAAACCAUGAAAUUCACAGCAAA
Molecule: messenger RNA, 6019 nt
Organism: Mugil cephalus (flathead mullet)
Lineage: Eukaryota; Metazoa; Chordata; Actinopteri; Mugiliformes; Mugilidae
Product: tensin-2-like
Exons: 27
Coding region: 235-4815 (1526 amino acids)
Biological process (GO): peptidyl-tyrosine dephosphorylation
Molecular function (GO): protein tyrosine phosphatase activity; protein binding
Source: RefSeq, a predicted model, not a curated record